Molecule: messenger RNA, 4234 nt
Organism: Periophthalmus magnuspinnatus
Lineage: Eukaryota; Metazoa; Chordata; Actinopteri; Gobiiformes; Gobiidae
Product: casein kinase I
Exons: 12
Coding region: 632-1978 (448 amino acids)
Biological process (GO): peptidyl-serine phosphorylation; endocytosis; signal transduction
Cellular component (GO): plasma membrane; nucleus; cytoplasm
Molecular function (GO): protein serine/threonine kinase activity; ATP binding
Source: RefSeq, a predicted model, not a curated record
GACACAGAUCGGGUAGUAUCGGUGGCUAACUGAAGCUAAGCGCUAAAGAAGCCCAGGCUGUGCAGUGGGUUGUUUAGGAUUAAGGAGUUGCCCGGCAGUGGCCACCUUAUUGAGAAUAAUGGCUAACGAUAUAGCUGCAAUCUGAGGUCUAAACGGCGCGCUCAGAUCCGGUCCAAACCUCUGCACCAUCCUUCUACCCCUCGCCCUGCUGCAGUUGUCCCAGGGUUGCCUCACCGCUGGACGUCCUGAACAUGGCGCCCGUCCUGUCCCCCACUGAAGGCUGACCAGAGGGAGACAGCACUCCGGGAGAUGUUUCCGAGUGGCCUUGUGGACGCAGUAGCUGGCUUGCGGAGUGCACUUCAACGGCUAAUAAUACAUCUGUGCUAACGUCCCUGCACUGGCUACCCAUCUCCCUCCUCUCAACAUGGAAAUCUAGCACCUAGGAUUUGUAAAUUUGUAUGUAAUCGUCAAGGAAAAUUGCGGGAAGACACUUAACUCAUACAAGUGUCUUUUAACUGAAAAUACUUUGACUUUCUCUAGCCCCAAUUUACUACUCUUCUGGUGUAAUUGGAGUUUCUAUGGUUUGCAUGGCUGGAAAAUAACCGUGGAGAGGCCAGGGUAUCACAAGCUUAUGGAUUUUGAUAAAAAAGGGGGCAAAGGAGAUACCGAAGAAAGCAAAAAGAUGUCUAAGACGGCAGGCAGCAGGACUGGACAUGGGGGCCGCAGUUCAGGGACCAACUCCGGAGUGCUCAUGGUCGGACCCAACUUCCGCGUCGGGAAGAAAAUCGGCUGUGGGAAUUUCGGGGAGCUCCGUCUGGGGAAAAAUCUGUACACUAACGAAUAUGUGGCCAUCAAGCUGGAACCAAUAAAGUCGAGGGCACCACAGCUCCAUUUGGAAUAUAGAUUUUACAAACAGCUGGGAAACUCAGAGGGGAUCCCCCAGGUGUACUACUUCGGUCCGUGUGGUAAAUAUAACGCCAUGGUGCUGGAGCUGCUCGGGCCCAGUCUAGAGGACCUGUUUGACCUCUGCGACCGCACCUUCUCCCUCAAGACCGUCCUCAUGAUAGCCAUACAGCUGAUAACGCGGAUGGAGUACGUCCACACUAAGAGCCUGAUCUACAGAGAUGUGAAGCCGGAGAACUUUCUGGUGGGACGACCCGGGAGCAAGAGGCAGCACACGAUCCACAUCAUCGACUUUGGUUUGGCCAAAGAGUACAUCGACCCCGAGACCAAAAAACACAUCCCCUAUCGGGAGCACAAGAGUCUAACAGGGACGGCACGCUACAUGAGCAUCAACACACAUCUGGGCAAAGAGCAAAGCAGAAGGGACGAUUUGGAGGCACUGGGUCACAUGUUUAUGUACUUUCUUCGAGGUAGCCUUCCAUGGCAGGGCCUAAAGGCAGACACUUUGAAAGAGCGGUACCAGAAAAUCGGGGACACUAAACGGGCCACACCAAUAGAAGUUCUUUGUGAAAAUUUCCCAGAAAUGGCCACCUACCUGCGAUAUGUGAGAAGACUGGAUUUCUUUGAGAAGCCGGACUACGACUACUUAAGGAAGCUCUUCACUGACCUCUUCGAUAGAAACGGCUUCGUCUUUGACUACGAGUAUGACUGGGUCGGCAAAUCACUCCCCACUCCUAUAGGCCCCAUCCCCAGCGACACGCCCCUACAGCCCAGCAGCAGAGACAAAGCACAACAGCAGACCAAAAACCCGUCGCCCGAGCCCAAAGGAAGCGAGUCUCAGCCCACCCCCGUGACCAAUAAGGAGACUUUGGGGUCCCACCUCACAGCUGAGCGCUUGGGGGGCUCUGUACAGGUGAUGAGCUCCACGAACGGAGAGCUGAACACGGACGACCCCACAGCGGGACACUCCAACGCCCCCAUCACCGCGGCAACCGAGGUCGAGGUGGCAGACGAAACCAAGUGCUGUUGUUUCUUCAAGAGGAGAAAGAGGAAAGCUCUCCAGCGGCACAAAUAAAGCUUGGAACUUGAAUUGUUGUGGUCACUGUCGCGUUUUAAAUGGAAGCAACUGCACCGCCCCCCCCGCCCCCCCCCACUACCACCAUUACCACCACCACCAAACCCACCCAACAAACUGCCCCCAGACACCCCGCCCGCCCCUCCUCCUGCCACGUUUACCCCCGUGCGCUCUCUCGCUCUCGAUUCAAGGAAUGUUGAAGUCCUCUUUGACUCCGCAACAAACUUUGAUUCCUUUGAAAAAACUUUAUUACUCCAAAAGUGGGGGAGUGACGUUUAAAAGCUGUAAAACAAAACUAUGUGGCGUGAAAAUGAAAAAGUUGUAUUUAGAUUCCAUAAAGGACGUGUAUUGUUCAGGGGAAAUGUGAGUGAAUGGAAACGCUCCUAAAGUAACCCGGUACCACUUUACUGUCGGUUUGCGUUUAUUUAUGGUUUAAAAUGGGGAAAAUAGUUGGUAUUUUUAGGACUUAAACACGUUAUAAGGUAUUUAAAGAGAAAUACUGCGAUAAAUGAUAAUAUUGCCGCUACUUUCCGCUGAUUCAAUAACAAUAAUGCAGGAUAAUUACCGGAAAUUGGUCAGAAAAUAGCUAUGAAAGUCACUUAUUCAACCUUUUACAGCUUAAACGUUUUUGUAUUAAGAACUAAAAUACCCCAAAUCUCCUACUUUUACAAAGAAAACGUACACACGAUAAAUAUUGAGCUCCAAAAUGUAUUGUUCUUAUGGUCUGUAGCUGCCCAAAAGAUGUGAUUUUAUUUUUAUUAACUGGGAAAAUGUGAUGAAUUACAUAGAUUUUUACCCUUUAAUUCCAUGAUUUGUGCGUUCAGCUUUAGAAAAUAUUGAGUUAAGGGAUCGGAAUAUUUUGCGUUUUAAGAAGAGUUUGCCCCUGAUCCAUGUUCACAUUUAUUUAUUAACACAAGUAAAAGUACAAACUGAGCCAUGUCCACGAAUACUGGAAAAUAUUAAGAUGGUUUAGGCGUAACAUCUGGCAAAACAGAAACUUGUAAGGGAGGGUUGGGCGAUAUGAUGAUUUAGCACAAGUUUUAUUUAAUCUUAUUCAAAAAGGAUUUCAAAAUAUAUUUCCUGAACAGAUACAGACUUUUACUGAUUGCAUUUAUCUCAAAAAAUGUCAAAUUUCCUCCUGUAAUACCGGAACUCUGCUCCAAACUUGAAGAGUAUUAAGGAUUGGAUGAAAUCAAAUAUAUUACACAACCCUAAUGUAAGUAUAAUUUGAAAUUGUGGAUAAAACAUUGCACUUGUUAACGGUAAAAUCAGUACUGGAUCUGAUCACAUUAACUUAUAAAUCCAAGGACGCAGAUGGGUUAUGCUGUGAAAUAUUUUAUACGAAUAUUUAAGUAACACGACAAACUUCUUCUGAACUUUUACGUCAACUUGUCGGCAUAGCAACCAUAGCGAGCAUUAACAGCAACAAACAAAACAAUGACAAAAUCAACCAAUCAAAAGGUGUCAGCCCUGAACUCAACACAAAUAUAAGAUUUUUACACUGAUACUAGGUUUAAGUCCCAUUGAUGCAGUACAGAAAACCAUGGCAACAUCUCACUAAUAUUUUAAUAACUAAAAGCAUUGUUGUUACCUAAUAACUGCAAAUAUAAAUGUUAUUUCUGUCUGUUUUUAACCGGACAAUGAGAGCAGACCUAUGUUAAAGUGGUACCUGGUCUUUUUAUUGUUCUGUUGAUUAUCUUCCUUUGGUGUGGGAUCAAGAGUGGAGAGCGAUUAUGGAUCUGUUCAAAUUUGGAGGAUUUUUAUGUUAUUUUUGUUUUUCUUUUUUUGUAAAUUCAAUCCUCAGUUUUCAAAAAAUCCCUUAACUGAAAAGUUAUUUUUAUGGCGUAGUGUUUUUGGACAAUUUUGCUCCUUGGAUUGGAUUUUUUUCGUCUGUUAAUAUGGACGUUUGUAGCACAGUUUCUGGCCUCAGGUACUGUGUGUGAAGAUCAAGAGGAACCGGUAAUUAAGCUCUCUUACUAUUAUUAUUAUUAUUAUUAUUAUUGCACUUUUGGAGAAAAUACACAGAAAUACAUUGACAGUGGAUGUUUAGGUUUGAAAUUAACAAUUAUGGAAAUGACUUAAUAAAGACUGACCUAGGACGAGUCUUCACAAUGCUUAUGUAUCUGAGUUACGGCCGAAUAAUGUGGAUUUACAUGGAGAAAAAACAAUAUGUCUUUCAUUUUUUUAUUUCUUACAUCAAAAUAAUUUACCAGGAAAUCAUAGUUUGUGCCUUUCUAAGUAAAAUGUUUAAAGCUC